AUGCAUACUCGCAUUAAAAUAAUAAAAUUUAAUACAAAUGGAAUUAAUUUUGAUAUUUCAUUCAUAAUAAUUGAUGAAAUUCAGUCAGAAACGUUAAAAAAUACUUUUCCAUUAAAUCGAUUAAACAAUCACGAAUUUGAGGAAAUAAUAGAACAUAAGAGACAAAAAUCAAAAAAAUUGUACAAACCCGAAGAUUUAUCUGGAAUUGAAAGCGAAAUAUAUUCUCUUGCUUCGUUUAAUUCAAAUAAUAUUAUGUUGAAAUUUAUAGAAAUGACUGGCAAUGUGAAUAAAUUUCAAUUAUUUGCGAGGACGAUUAAGAAAUGGGCUAAAAAUCAUUUCAUCUAUGACGGUCAAUUUGGAUUUUUAAAUGGAGCAACAUUGAAUAUACUUGUAAUUAAAGUUUUAUUGCUAUAUUUCGAUUCAUCUUUGCUUUAUUUGUUGCAAAAAUUUUUCCAAACAUAUAUGGAAUGGGAUUGGCAAAAUAUUGUGAGUUUAGACGAAUUAUCAAAUAAACCGCUUAGCUGGAGUUCUGAUGAAGAACUUUAUAAAAGAAAAGGAUUAUAUCUCGGUAAAAAGUUUGGGGUAUCAGAGAAUGAAAUGAAAAGAUUAGAAAAUCAUGCAAAUAUAAUAAUGGUUGUGUUAACACCUGGUUAUCCAAAACAAAAUUGUUCUUUUAAUGUUAAUUAUUCAACUAAACAAAUAAUUCAAAAAGAGUUGGAAAUUGGUAAAAUUUCUCGUGAUGAAUAA
Meloidogyne enterolobii is the source of this 747-nucleotide messenger RNA. The record is from the annotation of a GenBank genome assembly. NCBI's taxonomy places the organism in Eukaryota, Metazoa, Nematoda, Chromadorea, Rhabditida, Meloidogynidae.